Messenger RNA from Aureobasidium musti, 1851 nucleotides. The record is from the annotation of a GenBank genome assembly. Lineage: Eukaryota; Fungi; Ascomycota; Dothideomycetes; Dothideales; Saccotheciaceae.
AUGCCAGAGCUCUCCGUGGAGGCCAUCAAAGGUCGCCCUGUGGCCGUACUCGGCGGUGGAGUACUAGGACGACGAAUCGCAUGUACAUGGGCUGCUGCCGGCUACACCGUACACGUUCGCGAUCCCUCUGAAGAACAGCGCAAUGCUGCCAUCCACUACGUUGAGCAAAAUAUCGCAUCGUACGCCAAAACCAUCUCAUGCUCGAACCCCGGCAAGGCCAUUGCGUUCGAAGACCUGGAACCCGCGGUUAAGGAUGCCUGGACCGUUAUCGAAGCAGUUCCCGAAAAGUUGCAAAUCAAAAUCGAGACCUUUGCCGAUCUUGCAAAGAUGACUAGAGAGGACUGUCUUUUGGCGAGUAACUCGAGCAGCUACAAGAGCGGAGAAAUGCUGGAUAAGGUUGACGAUGUUACGAAACGACGUAUCCUCAAUACCCACUAUAUGAUGCCGCCGGACAACAGGAUCGUCGAGUUGAUGACGGAUGGUUUCACCGACGAGGCCGUCUUCCCCUUCUAUGUUGAAAGACUGCAGGAAUGUGGCAUGAGCCCCAUUGUUGCCCACAGAGAGAGUGCGGGAUUCGUGUUCAAUAGAAUCUGGGCAGCCAUCAAGCGUGAGUGCCUCACUGUGCUGAGCGAAGGUGUCAGCACCCCUGAAGAGUUGGAUCGCGUCUGGGUGGAGAUGUUCUCAGGGGGUAAGGCUGGUCCUUGCGCUAUGAUGGACGCCGUAGGUCUGGAUACCGUCGUCUUCAUCGAACAGCACUACGUCAAAGAGCGUGGGCUUCCAACAAAAGACACUGUCGACUUUUUGCAACACAACUAUGUCGAUAAAGGUGCACUCGGCGGCAAGAGCGGAAAGGGAGGUCUCUACCCUGCUGGUUACACAACCAAGUCGACCGGAGAAGAGUCUGGUCACCACGACAACUUGCACGCUCCGACUCUUUACUAUCUCGACCUCGGAAUGAAUGCCAAGGACGAUAUCAUGCAUGCAGGCAAGAUCGUAGCUCAAUCAGCAUCUGGCAAGGAGCCUAGAACACUAGUUUCGAACCUGACCUUGCCUGAUGGCCUCGACAUCUCAGUAAAGGACAACCGCAUCUACUGGACCAAUAUGGGUGUCCCCUCCGAGAACGAUGGCAGCAUCCAAUCCUGCAAACUCGACGGCUCAGACGUCAAGGAAAUCAUAAAGAAAGGAGACGUACACACACCCAAACAACUCAUCGUAGACCAAAAGAACAACAAACUCUACUUCUGCGACCGUGAAGGCCUUAGAGUCAUGAGAUGCAACCUCGACGGCAGCGAUCAGGAAACGCUAGUUCAAAGAGGCGACUGGAAGGUCAAGGAAGAAACCCAAGACAGCUUGAGAUGGUGCGUUGGUAUCUCAGUCGACAACAAACAUGGCUACUUCUACUGGACCCAGAAGGGUGCAAGUAAAGCCGGCAAAGGCAGAAUCUUUAGAGCAAAACUCCAACUGCCUUCUGGAGAAACCGCAGCUAACAGAUCAGAUAUCGAGACGGUAUUGACCGGUCUCCCUGAACCCAUCGAUCUCGAAAUCGACGAAGAAGCAGGAAAACUGUUCUGGACUGACAGAGGCGACCCGCCAAUGGGCAACACCAUCAACAGUGUUGACUUGAGCGGCCUCACACACGUCGAAGAUGCGAGCGACAAUCCUAAGUACAACAUCUUGGCUCGUAACAUGCACGAAGCGAUUGGCCUUAAGCUCGACAAGAAGAACCAGCACAUCUACGCCACCGAUAUGGGUGGUUUCGUGUACAGAUUCGACAUUGACGGAGAAAACAAGAAGAGAGUCGUUGAUGCCGAGGAUAGAUCAUUCUCUGGCAUCACUCUUGCACACGUUUAA